Messenger RNA from Neocloeon triangulifer, 2588 nucleotides. RefSeq names its product homeobox protein extradenticle (gene exd). Lineage: Eukaryota; Metazoa; Arthropoda; Insecta; Ephemeroptera; Baetidae. The record is from RefSeq and is a predicted model, not a curated record. The transcript is spliced from 9 exons. Bases 241 to 1638 code for a protein of 465 amino acids. Gene Ontology annotation, cellular component: nucleus. Gene Ontology annotation, molecular function: RNA polymerase II cis-regulatory region sequence-specific DNA binding; DNA-binding transcription factor activity, RNA polymerase II-specific. Gene Ontology annotation, biological process: regulation of transcription by RNA polymerase II; embryonic organ development; neuron development.
CCUCCCUCCGAAACGAGUGAGGAGCGAGCGUUGUGUGGUGAUAUGGGGUCGGCUGGCUAGCUGACUGGAAGAGAGCUUGCUUUUCUCAGACACAAGUGCUCUUUGUUUGUGGGUCGAGAGAAGUUGGGCGUCCAGUGGCACUUUUCCACCACCGUUCCAGACACGGCCGGUCCCGUUUUUCGGUUCGAGUGCAGACCGUGAACCGGGCAACUGUCUCUUCAGCUCGGUUGUUCGCGUGCUAUGGACAUUUCGCCGACUCGAAUGAUGCAUCCAGUUGGCUCGCAAGUAGGCAUGAUUCCUCAACCGUACGGAAUACAACCUGUCGACCCCAACCAAGGCCCGACCACCCCUGAGCAGGAUGUGGCCCGCAAGCAGGACAUCGGAGAGAUCCUGCAGCAGAUCAUGAACAUCACUGACCAGUCGCUCGACGAAGCCCAGGCCAGAAAGCACACGCUGAAUUGUCAUCGCAUGAAACCUGCCCUCUUCAGUGUCCUUUGCGAAAUCAAGGAAAAAACUGUUCUGAGCCUCCGCAACACCCAGGAGGAGGAGCCCCCAGAUCCGCAACUGAUGCGCCUUGACAACAUGCUGAUUGCCGAAGGGGUUGCUGGCCCUGAGAAAGGUGGCGGCGCAGGAGCAGCAGCCGCGGCUUCGACUGCGGCCUCCGGAGGUCCUGGUCAACCGGACAACGCCAUCGAGCAUUCUGACUACCGCGCCAAGCUCGCCCAGAUCAGACAGAUCUACCACCAAGAGCUGGAGAAAUAUGAGCAGGCGUGCAACGAGUUCACCACCCACGUGAUGAACCUGUUGAGGGAACAGAGCCGCACCCGCCCAAUCACUCCAAAGGAGAUCGAGCGCAUGGUCCAGAUCAUCCACAAGAAGUUCUCCUCGAUCCAGAUGCAGCUCAAGCAGUCCACCUGCGAGGCAGUCAUGAUUCUCCGUUCGCGCUUCCUCGACGCCAGGCGGAAGAGGCGCAACUUCAGCAAGCAGGCCUCGGAAAUCCUCAACGAGUACUUCUACUCGCACCUCUCCAACCCCUACCCCAGCGAGGAGGCCAAAGAGGAAUUGGCCAGGAAGUGCGGCAUCACCGUCUCUCAGGUGUCCAACUGGUUCGGAAACAAGCGCAUCCGAUACAAGAAGAACAUCGGCAAGGCUCAAGAGGAGGCCAACUUGUAUGCUGCGAAGAAGGCAGCAGGUAGGGGACCGUCCAGGGGUAGCAAAGCCGGCGCCUCGCCUUACAGCAUGGGCCCCGCGAGCCAGGGCACGCCUACGCCCAUGAUGUCUCCAGCACCACCUUCCGGCCCCCAAGAUUCAAUGGGGUACAACAUGGGCAUGAACGGCAGCGACUACAGCUCACCGUCAAUGCCUCCCUCCCAGGGUCCCUAUUCUGAUAGUGGCAUGGGCUACGAUGUGCAUCAGAGUGGCGGGUUAAAAAUGUCACCUCGGUCGCCGGUUUCUAGGGGUGCAGGGGGGUCUGAGUGGAAUCCACCUCGGGAGCAAAUUCCCGACUUUCCUCCUGUGGUACCGCCGGGUGGAGACGACGAUGACGUCGACAGCCGGGAUGAAGAUGACGACGACGACGAUGAUGACGAUAUGCACGGACCGAGUGCGGCCUCCAUGCAGAAACGGCCCAAAUUGUAAAAGAGGGUGAGCGCCACCCUCCUCACCCUCAAAUUCUACACUUCUUCUUUUAUUAUUUCAUUUACGAGAGACUUAUUAUGCAGUCUCUUGCUUUAUUUUUUAAGAUAUACUUUUAUGGGGCUUUCUUUAUUAUGGUAUCGCGUGUGAAGGUGCUAUUAUUGCUUUUUAACAUUCAGUUCUUUAGAAAUAUCAUUUUACUGGAUUUCCCUAUUGUUUUCGUUACAAGGUGGGUAGGAUUAUGAAAAAGAAUAAAACUCGCCCGAGAGAUCCAAUUUAUUCUGCAUGAGACACACACACACACACACAAAAUAUAACUGUAAGCGACUAGACAAAACAAGAUUAUAUCUAUAUUGUCGUUUUCAAACAGUGACUGGAUUUGUACGAAAGAGACAAGAUUAGAAAACCACUCAUACUCAAAUGUAUACUAAACAUCAACAACGAAAUCUGUUUGAAAAUUGAAAAUGCAAAACUCACACUUUCUCGAAUUCUUGAAAAAUGCAAAAAAAUCAAGAAGUAAUCAUCUGCAGUGUCUAAAACCUCGGUAUACGUAGCAACAUGAAUCGUGUUGUCUUUUAGAAAUAAGCAUUUUCGGAAUGAUUGUUAUAAGGAUUACUAAAAUACUAUAGAAUACGAAAACAAAGAAACAACCCACGCGUCUGCUCACCAUCCACGGUGGACACACAAAAGAAUAAAUAGGGCGGUGGGCAGACUCAAUUGUAAUGAGAGGAUUGAUUAUACAAUGUACACGAGUAACAUUUUGGUGCGGCAUCGGCACCAAAAUUAAAACAAUGUAUACGAUUUUUGACAACAAGUAAGUACUUUUAUCAAAUUAUAACAGAGCAAAGUACUCUUUGAUUCAGAGUUUCUUGCGCCUGCAUCCGUUCUGUUGAUUGUUCAUCCAUUAUGUAAGUUCGUUACAUUUUCUUGCACUCAAUGCAAACUUGCAAAGG